Dendroctonus ponderosae (mountain pine beetle) is the source of this 6284-nucleotide messenger RNA. Its product is annotated as E3 ubiquitin-protein ligase lubel. NCBI's taxonomy places the organism in Eukaryota, Metazoa, Arthropoda, Insecta, Coleoptera, Curculionidae. Gene Ontology annotation, molecular function: zinc ion binding; ubiquitin protein ligase activity; K48-linked polyubiquitin modification-dependent protein binding. The record is from RefSeq and is a predicted model, not a curated record. Gene Ontology annotation, biological process: protein linear polyubiquitination. Gene Ontology annotation, cellular component: LUBAC complex.
GGCAUGUCGUCCUUCACAAUGCCCCGAAAGGACAGUGGGGCUUUUAGCCUAAGAGAUAAAAUGAACAGUUUGCGAAGGGGCUUGACUCUAGGAAAUAGGCCUUUGCCUCCAACCCCUACCGGAUCACAUCAUGGGCCACCCAAUUAUCCGCCCUCACGAUCGAAUUCUCAAGUCUCCCACGAGGACUUUCGGCAGUUUCAAGUUCCCAGUCCCAGUCCAUCUCUUCAGCAGCGCUAUCGCCAGCAUCAGCUAGCGAUGAGAGGCACUACUCCCAACCUACCAAGCACUGUAGCUGAAUUCGACCAGCCCUCGGGCAGGGACUCUGGUUAUCCAGAUUGGGAGCAGGAUCAGUGGCCCUACAGAAACAGGGCUGACAGCGUCUCGGGAUCAGAUGGGGGCUCCAGGUUAACGCGAAAACUGAGCAACACGUCCUGUCCACCUGCAGCUCGAGGCAUGCCUCAUAGUGCCUCAGUUUUUGAUCUGAAUAAUGCUGCCCCUCAUCAUCAUCCUCAUGGAUUUGUUCCAAUGCAGCAGAGUUUACCCGGAAGUAGAGAACACAGUCCAAUGCCAUUCGACUAUGAAGAACCCUAUUUUGAAAAAAUGCCCAGAUCCAGGAAGCCGCAAACGAAUCCGAGAUUAUCAAGCAGCAUAAUGGACUUGAGGAGAACGGAUUUGUAUCACAAAAAACCUAGUCAGCAAGAACUGGAUUAUUACAGGAUGGAACAAAUGGAGCCUCUAAGUCACCGUCACCGCAGUGUUUCGUUACAUCCAGAAUUUUUCGAUCCCARCUUUGAUCGGCAAACAUCUUUUAAGGCCCAAGGCAURGAAUUGGUCAGGUUGCUAAGAGAAGCUGAACAUUACAAUUACAACGUCGAUGAAGUACAAGCGGCUUUACUGCAUUGCAAAGAUAUGAACCCGAUCCAAUGGCUCAAAGAGCAUUGGGACGCAAUGAUAGCCAGUGUUCAGACGCUUGCAACUCAAAUGGGUCGAGAAGGGCCGAUGAAUAUAGUUGGGACCGUAUCAGAAAAAGAGGCCAGAGUCGCUAUGCAAAAGCACAAAGGCGAACUUUGGCCUGCUGUUCAAGAGUGCGUCGAACAGCGACAGCAGAAAUAUGCGGAACUGGCAAGCAAAGGCGACUUUUCCAGAGAAGAUAUAGUGACGGUUUUAACAGCCAAUCACGGUGACUUAGAGGCCGCUUAUAAUGAACUAAGCAAAAUGCAAAUUAAGCCUUUUUUAAUGCGCAUUUGGGGCCCACCGACAGGGAUUGAAAAUGAGGCGGGCAAUGAAGGGGCUACGUUACGAAAAUUCCGGGGGGAAGAUUUGCUCAGUGAAGAUGAGAAACGAUUAAAAAAACAAGCUGAAGCGGUAAGUUUAAACUCAACUAAUUCCGACCAAAGUGUCGAACAAUCUUCCUCUCCGAACGUAAGCAGCCCUGUUAGUCCUCAGGAGUUAAAAAAAACUCCAAAUUUUCCAGAUAACCCCACGCAAUUAAAUGUAGAUCAAGAUAGAAGUAGCAUGCGUAAAUCCCUCGACGCGCUUGAAGAUGAAAUUUUUAAAAAUAUCCAGGAAAUUAAUAACUUAAAUAGCGAUUUUGUGCCUCCAAAUCUGAAUACUUCCAUUUCAACCACCUCAAGCACGGAAAGCCAGCAGGAUAGAGAAGGAGAAGCUUCUGAGCGCCAAAAAAAAAAUUUGCCAAUAGAAUCCUUCGUUAACCCCGCUGCUUCAGUUAAAAUGAGUGAAGAUCCUACUAAUACAGGACAAGAGGAUGUUUUGGCACCCUCGGAAAAUAGUUCAAAAGUGGCAAACUUCUCUAAAAUUUUCCUGCAAACUGUAGAAGCCCCCACACAUCCAUUAGUAGUAAACUUGCAAGAACCCCAAAGUCCAAAGGCCUACGUAGAAAAAAGCAGCACAGUCAUUCAAGUUGUGGACACUGUGGGUUUUGACUCGACCAAAAUGCAAAAAACUCCAGACUCAGAAUCUUCAAGUUCAAGCGAUGACAAUGCAAUAGGAGAUGAACAAUUUGUCGAUGCUGUUGAAGAUCCCACAGCAUCUUUCGAGCAACCAUCGAGCAAUGAUCAAGUGGACCUUAAUAGUAACUUUAAUAAAGAACAGGAAAAUGAUUCGAAGAUUCUGGAGGCAAAAUCUACAACCAAGAGCAGCCCAACACGCAAAAUAAGCGUAACUAUCAUAAACCUUCAAUUGAUGAGCAACCAAGCGCUGGCUCAAAGAGUUGAGGAUCCUUCCACUCCGCAAGGUGAAGAAAUUAAGGAAAGCACCGCUGAAAUUGUAUUUAAAGCUACACAACCCGAAGCAAAUGCUUUAAAUGGUUCACCAGUUAAGGCAGUUGAAAAUGUCCACAAAACAAAUAGUCAGACCGCAUCAACAAAGGCUUUAGAUAAAAACGGGGCGGGGACUUUUGAAAACACCGUGCAAAUCGACCUGGAAAAAACUGUGAAAAUUGAACCAACUACACAAAAAGAUUUACACGUUAAUAAUGAAGAAAUCGAAUGUUUCGGCAUCGUUUUGGAUAUGCCGGCAAAUGAAGACCAAUGCGAAAAUCCUAUGAUGUGUAUUAAUGGGACAGACGGUUCUAAAACUUCUUUUGCCCACACGAAAAACGCGGAAGCAGAAGAUCAUGAGCUUUCAGGCUCAAUAAUUGACGAAAACUAUAACAAACAAGGGCCUGAUGAAGUUAGAAUUCCAUCUGAAGUAUUAAAUGAAGAUAUCGAUGGAGCCACUGAAGAAACUGGUUCUGUCGAGGACAGUCAGCCUGAAUCCGAGCAUCAAAUUGCGAUCGAACAUGAAAGUGAUAAACACACUAAAGAAGCAAAGGAAAACAAGAGUAUUGCAACUGAGACAAGUUCAGUUGAAGACAGCCAACCUCGAUCUGCCCAAAUUACGAUUGAUAAUGAAAAAGACAGUAUAACUAAAGACGCAAAGGAAAACAGCAAUAUUGCAACUGAGGAAACAAGUACAGUCCAAGAACAGCAGUCUCAAUCUGAAGCACAAAUUGCUAGUGAAAAUGGGAAUGACAAAUUAGUUAAAGACGCAAAUAUUCCAACUGAGGAAGCCAGUUGUGUUGAAGAAAAACUACCUGAAUGCAUAGAGGAGAUUGGGAUGAAAGAUGAAGAAAAUAGAGUAAGACAGGAAGCAAACGAAGAUAACCAUAUAGCAACAGAAGAAGUCACUCCAGUCGAAAAUACAAAUGAAGAUGAAAACAGUAUUGCAAGCAAAGAAGCAAAGGAAAACUUACCUCCGCGCGGACCAAAAGCCAGAAAACUUACUUGCAACCACCGUAAAUCGUCGAGAAAAGCUCGACAUCGGGCUGAAAAAGCUUCAUUAAUCCGAAAGGAGAGCAGCAGUAGCACAACUGAGUCAAACAGUGACGCUCCUGAAGUGACUCCAGAAGAAAAAACUCUCACGAUAAUAAAUGAUAACAACGUUAAAAACAUGGUGAGUAAAUUCGAAAAUACUACCGCAGAACAAGAGGACCUGGAUGCAGCAAAGCCCAGAUUGGAACGGAAAAGGCCUGUGAAGAAAUCAGACAGUCAAAAGUAUGCAAAGUAUAAAAACAUGAUUGUGAAGCCAACGCCUGAUUCUCCGAUUGAAGAAAAGCAGGAAUUUGCACUGGAUAGUGCAGCUCGAGCGCUGAUUGCUAAUUCCAACCAUCCGGAUGAGGCAAACUUUGCAAGUUUGAUGGAGGCUGAAAAAGACAUCGCAGAAGACAAACCAGUCAUUUCCACCAAGAUACAAAUAGCCCAAAAUAAUCAAACAAUGCUCAGUAAGAGGCCAACUUCGAAAAUUCCUGUAAUAACCCGUCAAAAUUCCGUUUCAAAGGACACUAAGCCACUCAAUUCGGCAGGAAGCAAAAUCCCUGUAAGGUCAAUCGGUGCAGCACGAAAGGAGAAAUCUCCUGUUGUUUCUGAGAAAACUACUGAAGACACAAAUGAACAGAACAAUAAAAUAUGCACUGAAGAGGCCAAAGUUGAUGGAAAAGCUCCGACUGAAACCAGGAGCCUUUCACCAAAACCGAUGGAAAAAGACAGACCCAGCACUUCUAGAUCUUUCGAGCAAAGACGAAGUCUGUCUAGGAAAUCUUCGUCCCACUCAAACAAGAGCGAUGAAAUUGGGCAAGAGAUGGCCACUUCAGUGAAGAACGUCAAGAACUUGAACAGAAAAAUUUCCCAUCCUUCCUUCCGCAGCUCAUUUGACUCCACUACCAGCUCCAAAAAAAUGUCUUACACCAAAAGCUUGGACAACGAUAGCGAAAGCUCAGUAUCAGACAGCAAUGUUGAGGAACUGCUGUCUGAUGAUGACUUUGAAGAUUUCCAGGACGACUUCGAAGAAACGAACGAAAGCAUUAUGCAAAGCGACUCGGAAGACUAUCAGGCGUUCGAAGAGAAAAAAACCCAACUGGCUCAAGAACUUAAUAUAAACGUUAAUCAAAUUAGUGCUCGGGUGAAUGAGCUCACUUCAAAUCUAGACGGAAAGGACAGAAUGUUCAAUAACUACUCGAUCGAAGAAACCUGCGAAUCAGAAGAGUACGACUCUGAGGAAGAGAUCGAGUUGGACGAAACUGAAAGCAAUGAGGAUCGAGGAGAAUUUAUUGAAGAUGAGUUCAUGCCUGAUCAAUUUAAUGUAGACAGAAAAGAAUCGAGCGAUUUCGAAAUAACGGAGAGACAGGCCAGAAGAUUCUUGGCAGAAGGACAGGUGAAGAACUACGCUCAGGCUGAAUUGGCUGCCAGCUUGAUGGCGUUGAACUUUUCCUCGGAAGAAGCCCUGGAUGCGGUAAAAGACUGCAGCAGCUUGGAUGCAGCCAUUGCAUAUUUGCAACAAGACUGCGAGUUGUGUGCUGGAAAAUAUCCGAUGAAUAAUAUAAUAUCUAUGUUGAAAUGCACUCAUCGCUGCUGCCAGGAAUGUGCGAAAAACUACUUCACAGUACAAAUAACUGAUCGGAGCAUUACGGAUUGCAACUGCCCUUUUUGCAAAUCACCAGACUUAAGCCACUCAACAGCUGCGGAGGACGAAAUCUCUGACUACUUCGGUAACCUGGAUAUUCUACUAAAAGGCAUUCUGGAGCCUCCAGUCCAUGAACUAUUUCAGCAGAAACUAAGGGACAGAACCCUAAUGCAAGACCCAAACUUCAAAUGGUGUGUCCAGUGUUCUUCAGGGUUUAUCGCCCAUCCGAGGCAGAAGCGUCUCAUUUGCCCCGAUUGCAAAUCCGUCACGUGUGCAGGCUGCCGAAGACCGUGGGAGAAGCAACAUGAAGGACUCACAUGUGAGAAAUUCGCCGAAUGGAAAGAUGCCAAUGAUCCGGAAAAUCAAGCUUCCGCUGUGGCAAAACAUUUGGCUGAAAAUGGAAUCGAUUGUCCAAAGUGCAAGUUUAGAUACUCCCUGGCAAAAGGUGGUUGUAUGCACUUUACGUGCAUUCAGUGCAAGCAUGAGUUUUGCUAUGGAUGUGGAAAGCCGUUUAUGAUGGGGGCCAAAUGCGGCGUAAGCCAGUAUUGCGCCAAACUCGGCCUUCAUGCUCACCAUCCGAGAAACUGCCUGUUUUAUUUACGGGACAAGGAGCCGCAUGAUUUGCAAAAGCUCUUGAAGGACAAUAAAAUCAAAUUUGACACUGAUCUUCCGUCUGAAAGUGAAGAAAAUGCUAGCGCUCUCAUCAAGUGUCCCGUUCCUCUUCAAAAGGAGUCACCCACUGGACUUAUUGACACCAUCUGCAAUAAUGAUGUGAGCCCUGGACAAGCCGGACUGUGCAGGCAGCACUACAUCGAGUACUUAGUGGGCCUGAUAUUCAGACACCAAUUGGAUCCGAUUUCGAUCUUGGAUCUGGUGGAAGUGACUCAAGAGUUGCGCCGAAGAGGUCAUCCACUUCCAGAGAGGGGUCCUUGGUGCGACGACAAACAAUAUAGGGAACUUUGUGCCAAGAUUGUCAUUGAGCAAGUACCGUUGGAGUGAAUUGGAGCAGUGAAAUCCUCCACAACAGCCACUGGGAGCAUGACCAAUGGAUGAGGACUACUUUUUAAGAGAAUAAGAUUCCUCAUAUUCCCAUAUAAUUGAUUUUGUGAGAUUGUCCCGUAUAUUAACUUUUGCUUUGAUUUCCAGUAGAACUUUUGUUGAACUAAGUUUGAAUUACUUUAGGUCGACUUGCAAAAUGUUACUAUUAAUAUUUAUAUAUUUUUUUAGUGCAAUUUCCUAACCUUUUCUAUCAAAGUUUAUAUUCUCGUAUACCUGCAAGAUUGUUAGUUGUAUGUUAUAAAAGUCAAUAUAUUGGUUUAACGCUG